Molecule: messenger RNA, 7785 nt
Organism: Lizanozyma spartinae
Lineage: Eukaryota; Fungi; Ascomycota; Pichiomycetes; Serinales; Debaryomycetaceae
Product: Chk1p
Exons: 1
Coding region: 1-7785 (2594 amino acids)
Biological process (GO): phosphorelay signal transduction system; protein phosphorylation
Molecular function (GO): phosphorelay sensor kinase activity; protein binding; ATP binding
Source: RefSeq, a predicted model, not a curated record
AUGGCCAAAGGGCCAACCACUCGUCAUGCUGAUUCUAAACCUAUGAAACCUCAAUUAGGCCCUUUACGGAAAUCUUCAGGUGGAGUACCAACAAUGUUAUCGUUAUCAAAUGCAAGUCUCAGUACACCAAUGACGACAUUCCUGACCGAUGAGAUAUCUGAUACAACUUCCUCAGUGCAUUCAUUUGCUAGUGAUUCAUCUUCAAGUGGUACAAAUAAUCAAAUAAGCCCUUCUACCCUGUCGUCGUCACUGUUCACCAAACGUUCCUACGAGCCUAUUUUCCGUAACAUCGCUAACUUGGAUGACCACUUUAAAUAUGUCCAUGAAAAACUUGAUUCCAUGGCCAUUCCAACGGCUAGUGUUAACUAUCAUAAUGACUAUGCAUACAUUUCUCCAGACUCGGUUCCUGGGUACACUUUAAUCAGUCAACUAGUUAUACAUGAAUCGCUGGAGUGCAUGUUACUGUAUCAUGCUAUUCACAACUUAACUGGUGAUAAAGUGAUACUUCGACUCUCCUCCAACAUUCUUGUGGUUAAUAAUAAUGAAGCAAAUAGUGAUAAUCACGUUGCACAAAACUCUAAUGUCGCAUCUAUAGCAGGGUUCCUAAAUGAAUGGUAUUUGCUAUCUAGAAGUAACGAACCAAAAUACAAGAGAGUAUGGUGUCACAAUUAUGCCAAAAGUGAGUACUUGGUUAACCCAGAAGAUGAUCCUGAUUAUGAAAAGAAUUCUUCAGAGUUUCAUGCAAGUGGUAUACCGAUAACGCUCCCUAGUAGUCUUCCAGGGGUGCUCUUCCCAAGUCAUUCUGCCGAUGCUCAGUUCAAUAUUCAACCUACUAACAAAUCAUUUGGUGGUAUGUCUAGAUCAUCAUCAAUUUGUUCAACUGAUGCUUCCGUGGGGUUGAAUACUUCACCCAGUGAACCAAUGUCUGAAGGAGGAACUAUUGAAGAUCAAGAUUCUUAUACAAGCACUCAUGAACCCCGCAUUAAACAUAAGCAACAAAAGAGAUUUAUGAUGGUGUAUCCUGAUAAUGAAUAUGUUACUAUAAAGUCAUAUAAUUAUGAAUCUGUUAUGCUUAAUGUUGAAGAUAAAACUACAACUUCAAGUGCAAAUGCGCUGUCUCUAAACCUUGGUCUGAUUCUGCUGCAAGUUCUGCUUGCUCACAGUCAACAACUCAACCCAUUUUUAUCCACCAAUGCUUGGCUCUUUAAUGACGAUAAACUGCAUCUGUCAGGUAGAAGUCUUUCCAUUCCUUCAUUACCAGAAAAUGGUACCACUUCUUACACUGACAACAUCUCCAGUCAUUCUUUAGAGAAAGCGCCACCAGUGUUAAGUCCUUAUGUAAUUAUUGAGAUGUUGAAUGAUUUCAUUUCCAUCUGUCAAACCUUAAAGGCGAUCCAUGAAUUAGGAAUUGUUCAUAAUGGCAUAACAAGUCAUAGUAUUCUUAAAUCUACUAUUGACCCUUCCGAUAUCAAGUUGACUACAUGGGAUUUCUCCUUCACCUACCAACCAGAAUCUACUAAGAAUGGGUUCCGCAUCAAACACCUUAAAGAAUUCCCAGAUCUGGUGGCAUAUAUGUCACCUGAAACAUAUGGUAAAUUAGCAUCAGACUUAGUGGAUUACAAAUCGGAUUUAUAUUCCCUUGGGAUUGUCAUGUAUGAAAAGCUUUUAGGGAAACUACCUUUUUAUGAUGAUAACGCAUUUGAAAUUGUAAGAUUGCAAAUGUUGAGGAAACCUGUUGCUCCAAAGACAUUGGCUCCAAAUUGGUUCCCAAGUAAGUUGAAUUUUAUCAUAUUGAAAUUAUUAGAGAAAGUUCCUGAAAAACGGUAUCUGUCAGCUGCCAGUCUUAUGAGUGAUUUACAUGUGGUUCGAAACCAAUUAAUUGAUACUGUAAAUUUGAGUGCCAUUUCAAACUUUACUUUACGGGACCGAUUUAGGAAACAACCCAUAUUUGAAACUGAAUUACUGAGUAUAUCUCCAAUUAUUUCACCCAGUUCCAGGUUUUCUGCGAACGAUACCUUUAAAGAAAUGCGGGAUACCUAUGAGAAAUGUCUUGAUGACGUCUCCAAACCUCAUGUGUUUUUAUUGGACGGGGAAUCGGGUACAGGUAAGUCUUAUUUGGUAUCUCAUCUCAAGCCACUAACUUUAGAGAGAAACUUGUUAAUUUGUGAUUGGUCCUUUGGGAAAGAACAUGAUGUUCUGGUGAUCUCAACAUAUACCAGUUUUGUUCAUGGUUUAAGACAAAUUAUCUCCCAAAUAAUGGGACAACCUAUGGAAGCCAAACGAAGGUGGAAAAAAUUAAUACUUGACAACUUACCGUUGGACGGUGGAGUUCUUUUUUAUAUGUUCCCUGAUUUGAAGGAAUUCUUGGGUCCUCAAUAUUCCAAUUUGUAUAAUGGAAUGGAAGAUGAUGAACAAUCACAGGGCCCUCAUCAGCAACAACCUAUGUCGGACCAAGGAGAACAAUCUGCAUCAGACUCUGAAAGUCAAUGGAAUGACGUAAAGAAUAAUGGCUUGUCUAAUAAGGAAUCCAAAUUACGUUAUGCUAUAAAAUCACUUUAUCUCUUAUUUGUGAUUAAUGGGUUAUCGAUCUUUUUAGAUGAUUUCCAUUAUUGUACUCGAGAUCAAUGGUCAUUCAUCUAUGAAUGUUUUGAUUAUUUCCAACAAAAUACCGAUGAAUUCAAGCUCUGCAUGUUUGUGGUUUUCAACAAGAAGGAACGUCCACCAUCUUCACUUGAUGUUAUUAGCAUGGAUGAGCUUCGAGGUGCAACAAAGGCGUUGGAGGCAGAUGUUCAUGAAUUCCAUAUUGGCUUGAGAACAAAGGAAGAGCUCCGGACUUAUUUAGAAGAUGUGGGGGCCAUGGUUCCAGAAACAGAAAAGGGACUUAUGUGGAAGUCAUCUUGGGCAAAGAUAGAGAAAUCCAACCAAUCAAUAUUGGAGAACGUGUACAAGAUCACUAAGGGGAAUUACUUGGAUGCCAGAACUUUGAUAAGGGGAAUUAUUCUAAUGAACAAGGUUGAAGUUUGUCCAAUUCAAUAUUUAAAUUCUUGGAAUAAUCAAACCAACUAUAAGUUUUCACCAAAGACAUUGAAUUUUGCAACUCAAGGUACAAGUGAUCUUCGACUUUCUUCCUUAACAACUGUUUAUUUUGACUUCAAUUUUGACGAAGAAGUUGUUGCCUCUUUUUCCCAAGAUUCUUCUGAAGCUUUCAUUGAGUUGUCUAUCCCCAAAGACAAUUAUCAAACUUAUAUUGACGUCUUGAACUUUGCAUGUAUCAUAUGUGAGAACUCUAUCUUCUCACUAAAUGAUUUAUCAAUUGCUUGCAAUCUUUCAAUUGGGGAAGUAUUCAAAAUUAUGAAUGUGUUGAUUGAAAGACGGAUUAUUAUGUCCAAUAGUAUUUACUAUAAGAUUCCAUUCCACAGAAUUUCAGAAGAUGAAAACUUUCCAUUUGAUUUAAGUGAUUCUGAAGUUUGGCAGCUUACUAAAUAUGCCACUUACAGUUUUGCUUAUCCAGCUUUAAGAUCAUAUUUCUAUUCAAAUCUUGAAUCCACCAACCAGUUGGCAAAGUAUCACAGACUAGCUGGAUUAAGGUUCUUUAAAACUUGGAAGCAUGAUCCUUCUUUACCCAUUUUGAACUACUUCGCUAUGGCACAUCACUUUUAUAAAUCGUGGACUGCGGUGGAGUGUCUAAAAGAGAAGGAAAUAUACUAUAAAGUGUUUCUAAAAGCAGGAAAACAUGCCAUGUCCAUAUACAGCUUGAAGAUGUCGUUAAGAUAUUAUGAAUUAGCAGGCAAAUUUGUUACCACUAUCGAUCCUAAAAAUAUGUUGUCGGUAAACCUGGCUAUAUGUCAGAAUAUGUUUUAUUUGGGACAGUUUGAAGAUGCUUUAAAGCUCAUAGAUCAUGUGGCACUGACUUACAACAUUGACAAGUCUUUGGCUGUUAUCACCAGAAUUAGAUGCCACUUCAAGUUGAACAAUUCCACUGAAGCCAUUUCCAUUGCCGUUCACGAAUUAAAGAGAUUAGGUUUAGAAGUUAGCACGGACCCUGAAGAGUGUAAGGAGAUUUAUUCCAGACAUAUGAAGAAAUUGAUAUUAUCCGUCAAUGAAAUCCGGAAGUUAAUGACUUUGAAACGAACAAAACGGUCUUCAGUUAUUAUGGCUUACGAAAUCAUAUCUGAAAUUAUAGCUCCCUCCUAUGCUCUUGGUAAGAAUGAUCUUCGGAAGUCCAUUGUCAUUCAAAUUAUCUCUUUGAUGACAUCAAGAGGUCUGUCACCUCAUUGUGCUAUACCUUUGAUUGAUCUUGCAAAUACUAUGGCUAAGGAGAAUACCUCAUCAGGUUUCGUUCAGGCUAAGGAGUUUGCACAAGUAGCCUUAUCAUUCUUACUGGAUUCCAAAAAUUUACCUUAUUCCUUUGUCCAAAGUGUUUAUGAGGCUUACAUCACGACCUUAGCAGUGUAUGUUGAUCCCCUUCCAAAUUUAACUAAUGUUUUAGAGCUCUCAAUGAUAACGCCUUCACCAUUUGUUAACAGCGGUUCUUAUGGUAUGGAGUUUAUGAUGUCCUUCAGCAAGAUGGAAUAUAGAUUUUUAGGAGGCACCUCUGCCGUUUCCUUCUUGACCAAUUAUGCCAAAUCUUUAGGCAUGUCCAGUAACUUUAUUUCAGAUAUGAUAAAUUCAUGUUUGAAAUUGUUCAACGGUGAAAUGACAUUUGAACUGUUUUCGGAUAUUUUUGGUCAGUUAGAUGAAAAGCCAACUGAUUAUCAAUUGGUCUUCUAUAUGGUUACUUUGCUAUACUUCCAUGAUACCGGGAAAUUCGAGCAAGCAGUGACAAUGGUAUUGGAUUUCUUUUAUGAUUUGCUCGAUCUGUUUUUGAACACCACUAUCCAUGUUCAUGGCUACUUUCUAAUUGCUUUAGUUAUCCAGGGGUCUCGUAUUGACAACCCUGAAACUUAUAGUGGAGCUAGAAAGGAUAUCUUUGAAGAUAUCUAUCAAAGAUUCUGUAUAUGGCACGAAGUAUGUCCAUUGAACUUCAAAUCAAAGCACUUAACAUUGACUGCCUUGCGGGGUUCAAAGGAGACGCCUACAUUGGAGACAUUGGACAAAUUUGAAGAAGCCAUCGAUGCUUCUUUGUUAACCGGAAAUUGGUAUGACUCUGCCAUGGCUAAUGCUUGGUGUGCUCGUUGGCUUGUCACUGAGGUACCAAAGAGUAAAAGAAUCUCACGGUAUCUCCAAGUAGCCAUAGCUAUGUUUGAGACAGCUGACUACCAUACUUUCUCCAAAAGUCUUACUACCCAGUUUAGAGACUAUUUGAGCGAUGACAAGUAUACGUGGGCCGGAGUGGCGAACAAUGAACCUUUAUCAAGUACAGGCACAGGAACAGGCACAGGCACCGUUGCUGUAAGUCCGUCACAGUUGACAGCAAUCAAUAACAUUACAUACAAUGAUCAUUCUAAUACUAAGAAACAGCACGACAUUAUUUUGUCUGCUAAGAUUCCAGCAGCUAAGGAGUCUAAAAGUGAUGUACCAACCUCCAAGAGAGGAGUGCACUGGGCUGAUAAAGAGUAUGAAAUUACAGAAAGUAUGUGGGAAAAAGCUGUUGAGGCACGGUUAAGUUUAUCUGAAUCUGAAGACAUUUCUGAGAUUGUGGUCAAACUAUUGAAGAGUACCAUUAGCUUUGCUGGAGUAGAAUAUGGUGUGGUUGCCCUUAAUGAGAAUGAUGAGAAUAUCAUUGCAGCUAUUGGUACUUCCAAUAGUGUCCAUGGAUUACGUGAACCUUUGCAUGGAAGACAUGAUUUAGCACCCCACACUGUUUUGGAAUACACUUUACAAUCAGGGAAGGCUUUUAAUCUUGACAAGGAUUAUAUGACGUUCAAGAAUAGAUUUGCCCUGGAUCUAUACUAUGCUACAAACAAGUGCUCCAGCAUGUGUUGUAUCCCACUUGUGAACCAAACUGGGGUUUGUGGGGCCAUAUAUUUGGAAUGCCAGCUUGAAAACAAGCCAAGGUAUCCCUUCUUUGGCUCCCGGAAGAUGAACAUGUUGAAACUAUUAGCUACCCAGGCGGCUGUAUCGUUAUUGAAAGUAUCUCUUUAUGCUCAAAUGGAAAUAGCAAAACGAGCAGCUGAAGAUGCUACUUCAGAGAAGGCAAGUUUCCUUGCAAACAUGUCACAUGAAAUCAGAACUCCCUUCAACUCGUUACUUUCAUGUUCUAUAUUCUUAUUGGAUACGAACUUGACCAGAACACAGAAGGAAUAUGUGGAAACGAUUCGAGAUUCAGCGAUGGUAACGUUGAAUAUUAUAGAUGGGAUAUUAUCGCUUUCUAAGAUGGAACAUGGGUCCUUUGCAUUGGAAACAUCACCAUUCCUUGUUAACGAAUGCAUUGAAAGUGCUGUUCAAUUUGUUAGUGAGCAAGCCAACUCCAAGAACUUGGAAUUGGUCUUCUAUAACAAAUGUCCUGAAAUUGAGUUUAUUAACGGGGAUGUCACCAGAUUCAGACAGAUUUUAAUCAAUUUGGUCGGGAAUUCAGUCAAGUUUACAGAGUAUGGUCAUAUCAUCGUGGAAGUGGCUGCUGAACCUUUAAUUCACGACAGAUAUCAAUUAACCAUAUCUGUUAAGGAUACGGGGAUUGGGAUUCCUGAAGAAGCUCGGAAUAAAGUGUUUGGUGCAUUCUCUCAAGUAGAUGGAUCCUCAAGAAGAGUGUAUGGUGGUAGUGGACUUGGAUUAGCUAUUUCUAAAAGAAUCGCAGAAUUAAUGGGUGGUGAAUUAUCAUUUGAAAGUGAAAGCGGUGUUGGUAGUUCAUUCUAUUUUAUAUUGAAUGUUGAAGCCAAAUUAAGGCAAGCUCCAGAAUUCACUCCACAACAAGUGCUGACUAUCGGGAAGGUAUUAAUUUGCGAUACUCACGAGUUUAUACGGGAAGACUUGAGAAUCACUCUUAAGAAUUGGGGAAUUGAGGCAUCUGUGGUUGGAAAUCUUAAUGAAAUUAGAGAGAACUUAGAUGAGUUUUCUAUUGCCUUUAUUGAUAGUGGAUCAUAUGAUACCUUGAAGAAACAUGAUAACCUUAUAAAAGGAAUCAAGUAUAUGACUGCGCCUUUUGGAGAUAUGGCCACUGCUAAUGAUAACUUUGUUGAUGAACAAGUUAUUCUAACUUUCCCCUAUCAUGAUGCUAAGGUAUUGGGGUUGUUGAAAGAUUACUUGAAGUCAAAGGAAUUGUCAUCUAUUGUUACUAAUGGGUUGUCGCUGGUCCAAGGUAUGACCAUCUUACAACUCCCUACGCCUACAGACGAUGAUAGUGUACAGUUCACAUUAUCUACUGGUGACAGUCUCAAGGAUGUACUACCACCGCCAGAAGUUGAAGCACCAAUUAUACUUAAGCUUGGCGAAAGGUACCCACUUCGAAUCUUACUAGCAGAAGAUAAUUUCAUCAACACCAAGGUAGCUACUCAACACUUGAAAAAGUUUGGUUAUCAAGUAGACCAUGCUAAAGAUGGUGUGGAUGCCUUGGAGAAGCUAUAUGCCCUUUUGGAGAAGGAGCAAAAAUAUGACAUUAUAUUCAUGGAUAUUCAAAUGCCUAGAAUGGACGGUAUAGCUGCUACCAUUGAACUUCAAAGAGAAUUAAAGGCUAGACAUUUAGAAGCUUAUCUACCUCAUGUUGUAGCUUUGACAGCUAAUGUUGCUGGUGAAGAUAGAGAACGGUCACUUGAAUGCGGAAUGGUAGAUUUUAUAUCUAAACCGAUUCUACCAAGUGAAUUAGAAAGAGUGCUCACCAAGAUAGGAAAGACUGUUUACAGUGAAUAG